UUGUUAAACACCCCGCCAGACGCAUUGCCGGUCGCUUCCUUUCCUACCGGCAUUUUCUUGCGAAGGUCUGAUCUAAAAUUUCGUAUCCAAACUCUCACCAUUUUCGCCCCCCCACCGUUCAUCGGCAUUCUUAAAACCUCUUCUCCUCUCCCCCCACUACUACUUUACCGAUUUCUCCCUCCCUCUUCCUCUCCCCCGCUAGGAACCCCACCCGACACCGACUCGACACCCUCCAGUAUUCGCCAUGUCGUCCCUCAUUGAAGUCGACUCAGAGCUUCACCUGCACUCCAUCGCCCAGUCUCUUCCUCGCUCCGCCCUGCUCGUCCUCUACUUCCACGCACCAUGGGCCGCUCCCUGCGCGCAAAUGCGCGCCGUCCUCUCCGCCCUCGCCUCCCAGUAUCCGGCCACCUCCCCGCCCUCGAUCGCCUUCGUCAGCGUCAACGCCGAAGAACUCCCUGAUAUCUCGGAAGAAUACGACGUCACCGCCGUCCCUUUCGUCGUGCUCAGCCGUAACGCCACUGUCCUCGAAUCCAUCUCCGGCAGCGAAGCCGCCAAGGUACGCGACGCCGUCGAACGCCACGCCGGGUCCGCUGCUGCCGCCGGCGGUGCCUCUCAGGGCGCCGCCGCCGCUACCAUCCCUCCGCCGCUGUCCGCCGUGCCGCGAGAGAACGGCCCCGCGACGGCGACUCAGCCGCCUGUCAACGCGAACGCCGCGGCCGCGGCCCCCGCGCUGACCCCCGAACAGUCCAAGGAGGCGCUGUUCGCUCGCCUCGCGGAGCUGGUUAAGGCCGCGCCGGUCAUGCUUUUCAUGAAGGGGACGCCCAGUGCGCCGCAGUGCGGGUUCAGUCGGCAGCUGGUGGGUAUCCUGCGGGAGCGCAGCGUCAAGUACGGAUUCUUCAAUAUUCUGGCGGACGAGGAUGUGCGUCAGGGCUUGAAGGAGUUCGCGGAGUGGCCGACUUUCCCUCAGUUGUGGGUUAGUGGGGAGUUGGUCGGUGGAUUGGAUAUUGUACGUCUUUUUUUCUUUUGUUUCCCCCUCCCUUGUUCCUCGUGUAUUGCAUUGACGCUAACUAUUCAUCUUUCAUGUCCAGGUCAAGGAAGAACUGGAAAAUGA
Molecule: messenger RNA, 1111 nt
Organism: Aspergillus melleus
Lineage: Eukaryota; Fungi; Ascomycota; Eurotiomycetes; Eurotiales; Aspergillaceae
Gene: GRX3
Product: PICOT family protein
Exons: 1
Coding region: 245-1111 (288 amino acids)
Molecular function (GO): 2 iron, 2 sulfur cluster binding
Source: RefSeq, a predicted model, not a curated record